UCCAGCAGGUGGCAGCACUGCCCACAACAAACCCGGAAAUGUAGUUUCUUGCCAAUCACUUCCGCAUACUGCAAUGUUGCACUUGUGUAGUUGAGGAGUGGUUGUAGUUUAAUCUGUCACUGCUGACACGUCUCUGCUAUGUGCAGCCUUCCACUGCUGACACUUCUCUGCUAUGUGCAACCUUCCACGGCGACUUGUUUCACCUUAACUAGCUAGUUAGCUUCAGCAGCUAAGCCAGCUAGCAGCAGUAGACUGGGAGUUAGCUUAGCCAAAGCCGCGCUAGCUCGGCGCUAACAGGCAGGAAGACAACAACCGCUGAGGAAAAGCCGCACAUCGGACAAAAGUGAGUAAACAAUAAAAUGCAGAGCUCCAGCGUGCCAUCGCUCCCGUCCCGAAAGAGGAAACGAGAUGUCUCCAAUGUAGACAACGAGGUGGCAGCGAAGAUUGGGAAAAUCGCCAGAUGUACUGUGGGCUUGAAGCACCCUGCACCUUUCGCAGAUGAGCUGGUGCCAGCUGAUGCUCAGCCAUACCAGAGAGUCAACAUGGAGGAGGCCAAACGGGGAACACCACCUGACCGGCCAGUGCGAGUGUAUGCAGAUGGAAUCUUUGAUGUUUUCCACUCAGGACACGCCAGGGCUCUGAUGCAGGCAAAAUGUCUCUUCCCCAAUACACACCUCAUAGUUGGAGUGUGCAGCGAUGACCUGACACACAAGUACAAGGGCUUCACAGUCAUGAACGAAGACGAGCGCUACGACGCUGUGUGUCACUGUCGCUACGUGGACGAAGUGGUGCGCAACGCCCCCUGGACGCUGUCGCCAGAGUUUCUGGGCAAACAUCGCAUUGACUUUGUGGCCCAUGAUGACAUCCCUUACUCCUCUGCCGGCAGUGACGACGUCUACAAGCACAUCAAGGAAGCAGGCAUGUUUGCUCCCACCCAGCGGACAGAAGGCAUCUCCACCUCUGACAUCAUCACACGUAUUGUCCGAGACUACGACUUGUACGUCAGGCGCAACCUGCAGAGGGGCUACACAGCCAAGGAGCUCAACGUCAGCUUCAUCAAUGAGAAGAAGUACCACCUGCAGGAGCGUGUGGACAAGGUGAAGAGGAAGGUACGAGACGUUGAGGAGAAGAGCAAAGAGUUUGUCCUCAAGGUGGAGGAGAAGAGCAUUGACCUCAUCCAGAAGUGGGAGGAGAAAUCCAGGGAGUUCAUUGGCAACUUCCUGCAGAUGUUUGGACCUGAGGGAGCGCUGAAGCACAUGCUGAAGGAGGGCAAAGGUCGCAUGCUGCAGGCCAUCAGCCCCCGCCAAAGCCCGAGCAGCAGUCCUGCCCGCGAGGAGCGCUCGCCCUCACCCACCUUCCGUCUGCCCUUCUUUAACAAGACCUCCCCGCCCCACUACAGCGGGGCACGGGGCUACCUGGUCAGCGAGGACGAUGAAGACGAUGACAACUAAAGUAGUACGGCCAGUUCUGAAACUGAGCUGUCAAGUAGCCAUGUUUUCCUCCAGAACCUUCUUUUGUCGACAUUUAGCACUUGGCGUCACAUGACCAUCUUUCCUGUUCUUUUUUGGUGCAGCCCCAAGUCCCGUACGUUCUUUGAGUUCAUGUUGACUCUCAGGUCCUCGUACACUUUGUAGGGUUGGUUUUUAGGAGCGUCUUUCUUUCCGUGCCGAGGAGAGGGUCUUGCACAUGAAACUACAAACUGCGUGUCUAUUUUGGGAAAUGAUAGGAAAGUAAAGGUGAGCGUGUGCAAGAGACUGAUCAUGCAUGAUUGAUUGUGUCAGCUGCAGCCAUCUUUAUGUUGCUGGUGCAAAUAAUGAUCUUAUUUGUGUGCUUGGGACGUGAUGAUCAAAGGACAUGAACGCCUAUUUACAACUCUUAAACUGUGUCUCGCUUUUAAAGAAACAAUGUCACACAUACACUAAUGAACCCCCAGAUGAUGAGCUCUCACUAAUUUGCAUCUCGGUGUUUAAAAGUGCGAGCCCUUUAGCUGAGAACUGUAUUGAAAUGUUCGCUGCAUCACUUUGUGUACUAAGAUCAAUCGUGUUGCAUGUGCAGUAAACACUAAUGUACAUCUGCAGCCUCUCAUAAGAUCCAAUAUUGCAUUAACAUCUUUGUAAGGGCAGCUUUAGCCAAUGGGAAAAAAUAAAGAUGAUAGUCUAAGUCAGGGGUCACCAACCUUUUUGAAAGCAAGAGCUACUUCUUGGGUACUGAUUAAUGCAAAGGGCUACCAGUUUGAUACACACUUAAAUAAAUUGCCAGAAAUAGCCAAUUUGCUCAAUUUACCUUUAACUCUAUGUUAUUAUUAAUAAUUAAUGAUAUUUACACUUAAUUAAUCGGUUUAAAAGAGGAGAAAACACGAAAAAAAUGACAAUUAAUUUUGAAACAUAGUUUAUCUUCAAUUUUGACUCUUUAAAAUUCAAAAUUCAACUGAAAAAAAGAAGACAAAAACUAGCUAAUUCGAAUCUUUUUUGAAAAAAUUAAAAAAAGAAUUUAUGGAACAUCAUUAGUAAUUUUUCCUGAUUAAGAUUAAUUUUAGAAUUUUGAUGACAUGUUUUAAAUAGGUUAAAAUCCAAUCUGCACUUUGUUAGAAUAUAUAACAAAUUGGACCAAGCUAUAUUUCUAACAAAGACAAAUCAUUAUCUCUUCUAGAUUUUCCAGAACAAAUUUUUUUUAAAGAAAUUCAAAAGACUUUGAAAUAAGAUUUAAAUUUGAUUUUACAGAUUUUCUAGAUUUGCCAGAAUAAUUGUUUUGAAUUUUAAUCAUAAUAAGUUUGAAGAAAUAUUUCACAAAUAUUCUUCGUCGAAAAAACAGAAGCUAAAAUGAAGAAUUAAAUUAAAAUGUAUUUAUUAAUCUUUACGAUAAAAACAAUAAAUUUACUUGAACAUUGAUUUAAAUUGUCAGGAAAAAAGAGAAAGGAAUUUAAAAGGUAAAAAGGUAUAUGUGUUUAAAAAUCCUAAAAUCAUUUUUAAGGUUGUAUUUUUUCUCUAAAAUUGUCUUUCUGAAAGUUAUAAGAAUCAAAGUAAAACAUUAAUGAAUUUAUUUAAACAAGUGAAGACCAAGUCUUUAAAAUAUUUUCUUGGAUUUUCAAAUUCUAUUUGAGUUUUGUCUCUCUUAGAAUUAAAAAUGUCAGGCAAAGCGAGACCAGCUUGCUAGUAAAUAAAUAACAUUUAAAAAAUAGAGGCAGCUCACUGGUAAGUGCUGUUAUUUGAGCUAUUUUUAGAACAGGCCAGCGGGCUACUCAUCUGGUCCUUACGGGCUACCUGGUGCCCGCGGGCACCGCGUUGGUGACCCCUGGUCUAAGUCACUUCUUUCUGGAAGCCUAAAACAUGUCAUCUCAGCCUGACUAUUAACAACAACAAUUGUGUAUCAGCCACCAAGUGUAAAUGUUUUAAUAGCAAUUUUAAUCAUCCUUUAUGUCACUCUUUUUGUUUAAAGCCCCACAUGUGUAAGUUGGAAAUAAGAGGAACGUAUUAAAUGUGUUG
Messenger RNA from Entelurus aequoreus (snake pipefish), 3482 nucleotides. It is a transcript of the gene pcyt1aa, whose product is annotated as phosphate cytidylyltransferase 1A, choline a. The transcript is spliced from 9 exons. Gene Ontology annotation, molecular function: phosphatidylcholine binding; choline-phosphate cytidylyltransferase activity. The record is from RefSeq and is a predicted model, not a curated record. Bases 360 to 1451 code for a protein of 363 amino acids. Gene Ontology annotation, biological process: CDP-choline pathway. NCBI's taxonomy places the organism in Eukaryota, Metazoa, Chordata, Actinopteri, Syngnathiformes, Syngnathidae. Gene Ontology annotation, cellular component: endoplasmic reticulum.